Lizanozyma spartinae is the source of this 903-nucleotide messenger RNA. RefSeq lists its product as uncharacterized. The coding region runs from base 1 to 903 and encodes 300 amino acids. Lineage: Eukaryota; Fungi; Ascomycota; Pichiomycetes; Serinales; Debaryomycetaceae. The record is from RefSeq and is a predicted model, not a curated record. The transcript has a single exon.
AUGAUAUCCUACACUCGAUGGCCGGUGUUUCUACGUCGUGUGAUCUCAGUGCAACCUAAAGUCAUCUCAGCCAAACCCACAGUCACUUUACGACAUUCUACACUUUGCACCAGACCAAACUCUUCACUUAUUCAGUUCCAAAGGGGAUACAAGAAGGUAACAGAUAUAAAUUUGGAGCCCUCUAGUUUCUACGGCGUGAACACCAAUUAUGGAUGGUUUAUUAUACCCAAGACGCAUUAUGGAUAUGAUUUCACUGAGACCAAGUUAAAUGAGUGCAUCAAGGAACAGGUUGAUGAGUCCAACAUUGAAGAAUGGCCCCUAAGUAGGAUACAGAGUGAGAUUGUUGAUGUUUGGGUGAAAUCAUUGACUAAAAGUAGUAUACCUAAAGUUAAGAAUGCAACUAAGAAGGCUAAGGCUGCACGAGAGAUUGAGGACUUGUAUACGGAGCAAAUGAGAGAAGUGGUGGAGAAUACAGAGGAAGUCCCACAAGUUGACCAAGAUAUUGGUGAAGAAUGUAUUGGCUCCAGUGGUGGUUCCAGUAGUGGUACCAAUAGUAAUAGUACUAAGAAACCAUCCAAAUCCAAGACCUCAUUGGAACCUUCUGGCUUGAAAGCAGUUCAUGCAUGGAACUACUACGUACAACUAAACACUCCUAAAUACAAGCAUCUAAGCACUACAGAGGCCAGGAGAGCGAUAGGACAAGCUUGGCGAGACUUGUCGUUACUAGAAAAGGAAAAGUACAAACAACAACUAUCUGACAUGUUAAAGAGUGGAGUCAGUUUAUACAAUGGGAAGACUAUCCCAUUAGAAGAGAAGGAGAAAUAUUUGAAACGAUUCAAAGUGUUUAAAGAACGGUCUAAGAAACGUAUGCUCAAGAGAGCUAUGACAUCUGAUACAUCAUAA